Molecule: messenger RNA, 1103 nt
Organism: Manacus vitellinus (golden-collared manakin)
Lineage: Eukaryota; Metazoa; Chordata; Aves; Passeriformes; Pipridae
Gene: GPN3
Product: GPN-loop GTPase 3
Exons: 7
Coding region: 22-921 (299 amino acids)
Molecular function (GO): GTPase activity
Source: RefSeq, a predicted model, not a curated record
CGGCGGUACGCGCAGCUGGUGAUGGCCCGGCGGGCACGCGGAAGUGAGCGUGGAGAGGGCGGGGACGCGGCGGGGAGGCCCCGGGCAGCCCUGACGGGCGUGUGUGCCUUGCAGAGCACGUACUGCUCCACCAUGGUGCAGCACUGCGAGGCGCUGGGCCGCGCCGUGCAGGUGGUGAACCUGGACCCGGCGGCCGAGCAUUUCAGCUACCCCGUGAUGGCAGACAUCCGUGAGCUGAUAGAGGUGGACGACGUGAUGGAGGAUGAAUCCCUGAGGUUUGGCCCCAAUGGAGGUUUGGUGUUCUGCAUGGAGUACUUUGCCAACAACUUUAACUGGCUGGAGGAGAGCCUGGGGCACGUGGAGGAUGAUUAUAUAUUGUUUGACUGCCCAGGUCAGAUCGAGCUCUACACGCACCUGCCAGUGAUGAAACAGCUGGUGGAGCAGCUCCAGCAGUGGGAAUUCCGUGUCUGUGGAGUCUUCCUUGUGGAUUCUCAGUUUAUGGUGGAAUCGUUUAAGUUUAUCUCUGGAAUUCUGGCAGCACUCAGUGCAAUGAUAUCUUUAGAGAUUCCACAGAUUAACAUCAUGACCAAAAUGGAUUUGCUGAGCAAGAAAGCCAAGAAGGAAAUAGAAAAGUACUUAGAUCCAGACAUGUAUUCUAUGAUUGAAGAUUCUACAAAUAUAUUGAAAAGCAAAAGGUUUAAGAAGCUGACUAAAUCUAUAUGUGGAUUGAUCGAUGACUAUGGAAUGGUUCGAUUUCUGCCUUUCGACCGCUCUGACGAGGAAAGUAUCAACAUCGUCCUGCAGCACAUAGACUUCACCAUCCAGUAUGGAGAGGAUCUGGAGUUUAAAGAGCCAAAGGAAUAUGAAGAAGAUAAAUCUGCUCUUGUGGAUGAAUACUUUCAGGAUCGUGUGGAUGAGUAAAAAAAAAUAUAUUCAAACUGGGAGGAAAAUACUUUGUGGGGAAAAAAUAAAAAUGAAAAAAAAAAUCCUGACCCCUCCACAAACACACUUAAUGUUUUAUCUGUAAGAUAACUAAUAUUUAUAGUAAAGAGUGAGUUAUAUGACCUCAAAACUAUUUUAAUAAACAGUUUUUUAUUCUUGUG